Molecule: messenger RNA, 835 nt
Organism: Nezara viridula (southern green stink bug)
Lineage: Eukaryota; Metazoa; Arthropoda; Insecta; Hemiptera; Pentatomidae
Source: the annotation of a GenBank genome assembly
AUGGAAAUCACCAGUGUUCUCUGGACAACGCUCACCAUCGUAUGGGCUGUGGAUGGUUUCGGGAUCGAACUAUUGGGGUACAACGCAGAAGAGUUCAACCUCGAGGAGCUCUUCUCACACCCCCAAGGAUUCGGCAGCACAAGACAUGUAAGGGAAGUAGAACAAUCUAGUGAUAGAGAUCACAAGCGAAAGCAUCGCCAUAGGGGUGAUUCCCUCUUACCUUAUAAGUACUGCUGCGGCGGUGAGAACAACACUGACCGUUCAAACUAUAAAGAAAUUAGAGAUAUAUUCGUAAAAUGUAUUGAAGACAAGCUUGAGCAUAAGGACGAGUGGUCCAAUUUUGGUAAUCCAACAAAAGAUCCUUUCACUUGUGAGCGUAUGAAAAAGUUUAAAAAUCAUUUUUAUUGCGCCGCAGAUUGUAUGAUGAAAAGCUACGGAGCGCUAGGAAAUGACGGAUCAGUUGACAUUGAUAAAUGGACAGAAUUUACUACAAAUGACCUUGCUUUUCCAUGGUUAAAGGAUCUUGCUGCAGUAGCUGUAGAAAAAUGUAUCAAAAAUGACUAUCACUGGUUGAAAAAUGGAGGUGAUUUGAAAUGUAAUUCACGAGCCGUUGACGUCAAUCACUGUGUCUGGAGCCAAAUAAUGAUGACUUGUCCAGAUGAACAUUUUGUGAAGAGUCCCUAUUGUAUACGAGUCAAAGAAGCCUUUGAAGAUGUCGAUGGCUAAAUUGAUCUACAAAUAUCUGUCUUAGAGCAUCCAAUAUAACUUUAGGGUAUCAUCUUGCUCGAUUGGUUUACCUCAAAGAUUUUUUUCUGAAAUAAAUUUUGUAAACGCA